AUGGAUGCCGUUCUAAAUAAGGCUGACCGGCUCGAGGCGCUCCUUGACAAGGACGGAUUCAAAUCCUGGGGCUUUGUGAUCUAUCGGUGCACGUACCAAAACAACUCUGACUGGGAGAAAUUUAUGGCUCGCUUCCUAGGCGCUGUCCCGGAUUACCUUGAGUUUUACAGUGGCCUUGAUCUCCUCGACACAUUUGCCCCAACAGUCUUGGAAGACCCCUCCUUCGAGGGCGCGACAGUUGCUACUCUACGCGAGCACUUCAAUCAGUGGGCUAAGGCCUCAUUAAAAGAGGAACAGGGUGUUGCUGAAGACUACCAUGCAUGUACCGGCCGAUACCGUGCCCCCGAGGAUGAUGAUGAAACAGGAUUUGUUCGCAUGGUCUAUGCUGAAUGGAAACCAGAGGUACUUGAUGAAGAGGACAUCGCGAAUGGCGAUGUACCUAAGCCGGAGGAGCCCGUUGAGGGGUGUACUGAGAAUGAUAUUCGCGUGCUGACUGAUUUGAGGAACUCAUUAUAUACACGAAUAUCCUGGGCUAUAAAACAGAAGGAGUGUAUAGCAAGACUAGAUAAAAAGGCUGGAGCAUUCAGACUGGAGGAAAGUGGCCGUAGUACCCUCGGAAGCUGGCUCGGAGGCCGGCUCCUUGGUCAGUUGUAUGACUUCCUUCACAACUAUCCAGUCAUCGGAAGUACCCUUGCAGAGCAUCGGCUAAAUACUGUGGUGAAGUUUCUCGUGUUUUCCCCAGCUACCUCUACCUUUUACAAGAACAUCCUGAUUUAA
Penicillium arizonense is the source of this 777-nucleotide messenger RNA. RefSeq lists its product as uncharacterized. The transcript is spliced from 3 exons. The coding region runs from base 1 to 777 and encodes 258 amino acids. Lineage: Eukaryota; Fungi; Ascomycota; Eurotiomycetes; Eurotiales; Aspergillaceae. The record is from RefSeq and is a predicted model, not a curated record.